Psylliodes chrysocephalus is the source of this 656-nucleotide messenger RNA. The record is from the annotation of a GenBank genome assembly. NCBI's taxonomy places the organism in Eukaryota, Metazoa, Arthropoda, Insecta, Coleoptera, Chrysomelidae.
AUGUCGAUGUCGAAUCGUACAAACCGAAUAUUGGGAUUAGUACAAUCAAGAAAUAAUAUUGAAAAUAACACAGACGGCCUGGCAAAUAAAGAAAACAAUUGUACAAAUUCGAAAAAUUCGCAAACAAAGAGUAAUAUAUCAGACGAGAUUUCUGAACCAUUUAGUGAUGAUUCUUUGCAUGAUAGAACAUAUGCACCAUCUUCUACAGAUUAUGAAUCUGAAUCAGAGGCAGACAGUGAAGUAGAAAGUGCUGAAGAUGUGGAUAGUCAAGAAGAAAUAGAAGGUACAGUGUUGGAAAAUCAAGAGAUAUCUAAUGUUGAUCAAAAUGAAUGGGGACCAAUCAAAGCAGGCGAAUACAGUUUACCAAAAUCAAUAGAUGAUAAUAGUAAAAUUGAAGUAUCUACUAGAGGUCAGGCCAGUAAUGAUCUGUGGAAAGAACAUCGUAGUAAUAUGCUCAUGGCUUCAAAUUUUGGAACCGUUUACAAAUGACGAAAAAAAGACUGUUAUUAACAUUAUUUUCAUCUUUUUACGGAUCAGUCGCUACAAAAUGGGGACAAGAUCAUAAAUCUAUUUCGAUAUAAGGAUUUAAAAAUAAAUAUGGAAAAACGGUACAAGAAUGUGAAUGAUUUAUUUAUGAAAAACAUCCAUACUUGGGA